This is a messenger RNA of Carcharodon carcharias (great white shark), 4406 nucleotides long. It is a transcript of the gene adam10a, whose product is annotated as ADAM metallopeptidase domain 10a. Gene Ontology annotation, molecular function: metalloendopeptidase activity involved in amyloid precursor protein catabolic process. The record is from RefSeq and is a predicted model, not a curated record. The transcript has 16 exons. Lineage: Eukaryota; Metazoa; Chordata; Chondrichthyes; Lamniformes; Lamnidae. The coding region runs from base 303 to 2555 and encodes 750 amino acids. Gene Ontology annotation, cellular component: plasma membrane; synaptic membrane. Gene Ontology annotation, biological process: Notch signaling pathway; membrane protein ectodomain proteolysis.
UGCACAUCGAGCGGCGGCUCCGGCUCCGGCUCCGGCGGGAAGAGGGGAAAAAAAAAAGGGACGAGAACACGCGAGGGAGGUUUUUAAAUAUAUAUAUAUAUAUAUAUAUAAAAAAACAACAACAACAAAAACAACAGAGGGGCAGGUCGGGGCCGAGAGGAAGAGAGUGGAAGGCGCCGGUUGAGCCGCGGAAGAUUCCAGAUUAAAUCCCCGCCGUCACCGUCACCGUCACCCACCUACCCAGCUCCCCCCCCCCAACCCCCCCUUCCCUGGGGCUGCGGCCCGGGAUUCGGGCGCCGACGAUGCUGUUGCUGGGAGUCGGACUGCUGCUGUCCUGGGCGUCGAUCUUGCGAGGGCAAUUCGGAAAUCCUUUAAACAAGUACAUUAGACAUUAUGAAGGUCUAUCGUAUGACACAGAUGUACUGCAUCAGAAACAUCAACGUGCCAAGAGGUCAAUAUUGCAUGAUGACCAGUUUGUCCAUUUGGAUUUCCAUGCACAUGGCCGACACUUCAACCUGAGAAUGAAGCAAGACACCUCUAUAUUCACAGAUGAUUUUAAAGUGGAAGUAUCAGGCGAAGAGCUGAAUUAUGACACCUCCCAUAUCUACACUGGGGAAAUCUAUGGUGAGAGAGGAUCUCUCAGUCAUGGCUCUAUCGUAGAUGGACGGUUUGAAGGGUUUGUCCAGACCCACCAGGGUACUUUCUAUGUUGAACCGGCAGAGCGAUACAUUAAAAAUAGAAAGCCACCUUUCCACUCUGUGAUCUACCAUGAAGAUGAUAUAAAAUACCCUCACAAAUAUGGGCCAGAAGGAGGCUGUGCUGACCAUUCAGUGUUUGAAAGAAUGAAGAAGUACCAGAUGACAGCUGUAGAAGAACCCACGCCACAGAAACCUGUGGAUCUUGAGCACAAACAUAAUUAUGAACCAGUUAUUUUGAGAAAGCGUCGUGCAGCUCCAGAGGAGAAAAACACUUGUCAGCUCUUUAUUCAAACAGAUCACCUGUUCUUUAAAUACUAUGGUUCAAGAGAAGCAGUUUUGGCCCAGAUUUCCAGUCACGUCAAAGCAAUUGACACAAUUUACCAGACAACGGAUUUUCACGGCAUCAGAAAUAUCAGUUUUAUGGUGAAGAGAGUACGAAUCAACACCACAAGUGACGAAAAAGAUAGAAGCAACCCAUUUCGGUUUGCAAACAUUGGUGUCGAGAAAUUCCUCGAACUCAAUUCAGAACAGAAUCAUGAUGAUUAUUGCUUAGCCUAUGUGUUCACAGACCGUGAUUUUGAUGAUGGUGUACUGGGACUGGCUUGGGUUGGUGCACCAGCAGGAAGCUCUGGAGGGAUAUGUGAAAAAAGCAAACUUUAUUCUGAUGGCAAGAAGAAAUCCCUCAAUACUGGAAUUAUCACUGUUCAAAACUAUGGCUCUCAUGUCCCUCCUAAAGUCUCUCACAUCACAUUCGCUCAUGAAGUAGGCCACAACUUUGGCUCUCCACAUGAUUCUGGCUCUGAAUGUACCCCAGGAGAAUCCAAGUCUGGGGAAGUGAAAGAAAAAGGCAAUUAUAUUAUGUAUGCGCGAGCUACAUCUGGUGAUAAGCAGAACAACAAUAAAUUCUCUACCUGUAGCAUUAAAAACAUCAGCCAGGUCCUUGACAAGAAAAGAAACAACUGUUUUGUUGAAUCUGGCAAACCCAUUUGUGGCAAUGGUUUAGUUGAAGAGGGGGAGCAAUGUGACUGUGGUUACAGUGACCAAUGCAGAGAUGCAUGCUGCUAUGAUGCAAAUGAGGCAGAAGAGAAGAAAUGCAAGCUUAAACCAAACAAACAGUGCAGCCCAAGUCAAGGACCAUGCUGUACCAGAGGGUGCACUUUUAAGCCCAUCGAUGAAAAAUGCCGUAAUGAGUCAGAUUGUGCUAAGGAAGGGAAAUGUAAUGGUGGAGCUGCUCUAUGUCCAACAUCUGAUCCCAAAGACAACUUUACCCUUUGUAAUAGGGGAACCCAAGUGUGCAUUAAAGGACAAUGCUCUGGAUCGAUCUGUGAGAAGUACAAGCUUAUGGAGUGUACCUGUUCAAAUGAGGAUGAUGAAACAGAAUUGUGCCAUGUUUGCUGUAUGGAGAAACAUAACCCAUCAACGUGUGCUAGUACUGGGUCGAAGAAGUGGUACACGUACUUCAAUUAUACUACCAUCACACUGCAGCCUGGCUCACCCUGCAAUGAUUUCAAGGGCUACUGUGAUGUCUUUAAUAGAUGUAGACUUGUUGAUGCAGAUGGUCCAUUGGCUAGGCUAAAGAAAGCAAUCUUUAAUCCAGAGCUUUAUGAAAAUAUUGCUGAAUGGAUUGUGGCUCAUUGGUGGGCUGUACUGCUGAUGGGAAUUGCACUAAUUAUGCUGAUGGCUGGAUUUAUUAAAAUCUGCAGUGUGCAUACUCCAAGCAGUAACCCCAAACUGCCACCUCCCAAACCACUUCCAGGCACAUUAAAGCGAAGACGACAGCAGCAGCAGCAACAGGCAAUGCAGCCAUCACGCCAGAGACCCAGAGAGAACUAUCAGAUGGGACAUAUGAGACGCUAAACUGAAGCAGUUGCCUUGGAUCUUCCUAGUGCCUACAGCAGGAAAUUUCGCUCCAAAGAAAACCUGUUCCUGUCAUUGUCUCAAAUCUGAUAGAAAGCUUUUAGGUUCUAAUAUUAGAGGGAAUUGGAAUACUUGUGAUGGAUGCAGUCUCCACUUCCAAAUGGAGAAAAGAAUCCUCAAUGUCCCUUCUAAUCCAGUCUUACUGAUCAGAUCAUGUUUGGAUUUUAUUAAAUCAUGUUUGGAAAGAACUUUUUUUUGAUGAGGCAUCGCAAAGUCACAUGAGAUUCUUUUUGCUCUUGGCCAUUUGUGAUCUUUCUCCUUGCACAAAUAUGUGACUGUAGGUAAUGCUAUUACUGCUGCCAAUUUCAAGCUUUUAUGUAUGAUAACACAGCAAUUUAGAAACUUAUUUGGCAAAUUAACAGAUUUUUUUUCCGAAGUUCAGCCUGUACUUCUAACUUGCAUACAACUUUAGGAAGAUGUAUGGGUACAAGUAACUUGAUAUGGAUUUAGCUGUAAUGCAUACAUUUCUGCUGUUUAAGAAAAAACAAUUGCUGUUUAAUUGCCACACUCAGGAUAAUGCAAGUCGCGAAUAAUCUAAAAGACCUCUCGAUAUUUAUAACAGUGGUGAGAUGGUAAAAUCAUGAAAUUUGGCUUUAAAUUUAAAAUCUUUAUUGCCACCAUUUCUUCAACUGUUACCAGCAAUGGACAGCUGCUGAGGUGUACAGCUCUAGACUGAAUGCUCUGGAUUGGGGAUGUGAUAGUCGUAAUGCAUUAAGUUUAAUAAGUUAUGAUUGUUUAAGAUUUAGUGUAAAAUUGGCAAUAUUUGAUUUCAUUUUUAGGGAAUAUAGUCAGCUAGUGUGUUCUGAAUUUUGCUGGAAAUUGGUGCGGAUUUGCCUGAAUAACAUUUUCCGUUUUUUGCUUUACGAUGUGUGGAAAGAAUUGUGACAAAUCGUUUUUAUAUUUUGGAAUUUAGGUUUGAGAUUUGGGAUUAUAUUUUUUUUAAAUGCAUACUUCUAUGAAUUCUGAUAAUUACAAGGGCAACCACUGAAUAGCAGGUGCUCCACUUUUACAAGAGCUAUAGCUCUUCAGGGGGAGUUUAGAAAUUUCUAUUUACUAAGAAUUGAAACUGCUGAACAGCAAAUUAUAAAUUCAAAAAGAAGUGUUUACUUGGACAUAUUAAAAAAAAAUUGGGUGUCUGGUAGACAGGCAAAACGCUAAAAAGCAUGAUCUAUUUUCCUCUUUUAAAUACUAAAAACUUGUAUAGUAAACAAGAGCAUUUUUCGAAAUACAACUUUUUGUACAUGAUUUAGAAAAUUUUGUAUUGGAAACCCAACAAUUAAUGUGUGAUUCUGCGGAAUCCUGAAUGAUCUUAACAAUUGGAAAUAAAGGUUUCUUUUUACUUUUGAAUCAUUUUCUUUUGUUUUACAUUGUGCGGCUGAAAGUGGGUUUGUGUCUCAAACAAUGAAGGGACUUUUCAAAAAGCGUAUUUAAAAAAAAAAUCUAGAGUAUUAAACAUUUCAUAUGGUAAUAUUUUGCUUGUAUUAUCCUGUGGUAGGACAUGGGCAGGACUCGACCGCCUUGUUCUUUUUAAGUUUUCAAACCUCUUUCAAGGGAUGUGCACUGAACCAUACAUUUCAAGAUUAGUUCUGGUAGGAAUGAAGAAUCCUCCAAAAGAAGACAAAAAAAAAACAAUACUACUGUCAUAUUUUAAUGCCCACUGUGUUUUAUACAGUAUCUUUUUGUUCACUGGGAAAAUUUUUACUAAAAGUUGCAAAAAGUAUUGUGCAGAUAUGUACGUUUUUUUUGAAUUACUUGAAAUGCAUUAAUAAAGAAUAGAUUUGAUCGACCAAA